UCGAACAACCUGGAGAUCCGGACACACCUGUGUCCCUUGCUGACUCCCAUUUUGUCACCCGCGUACUCACGCGUCUCCUCACCUGUCCUCCCUCACAAUAUCUCCCCCGUCUCUCUAACUGGCAAUAUCAUGGCUGGCAUUGCAUCCAGGCUGCAGCACAACCGUGACAGGGACCACGGUAUUGGUACCAACAGCCAGGCCAUCAGUUACCUGAACCAGGACUACGAGACUCUGCGGCAGCACUGCCUUGAGAGCGGACGGCUUUUCUACGACGAUACGUUCCCGGCUGAGAUCUCCUCCUUGGGAUUCAAAGAGCUGGGUCCCGGCUCAUACAAGACCCGCGGGGUGACCUGGAAAAGACCCACGGAGCUGACCUCUAAUCCUGAGUUCAUUGUGUCUGGAGCCACAAGGACGGACAUUUGUCAGGGAGCGUUAGGUGACUGCUGGCUGCUAGCCGCCAUUGCCUCUCUGACCCUAAAUGAAGAAGUUCUGGCUCGGGUUGUUCCACAUGGACAAAGCUUCACAGAUGGAGAGUACGCUGGGAUCUUUCAUUUCCAGUUCUGGCAGUUUGGUGAGUGGGUGGACGUGGUGGUGGACGACCGUCUUCCGGUCAGGGACGACGAGCUGUUGUUCGUCCACUCAGCGGAGGGGUCGGAGUUCUGGAGUGCUCUGCUGGAGAAGGCCUACGCCAAGGUAAACGGCUCGUAUGAGGCUCUCUCUGGAGGAUCCACCACUGAGGGUUUUGAAGACUUUACUGGAGGAAUAGCGGAGAUGCACGACCUGGCACGCCCGGAUCCACACUUGUUCCACAUCCUGAAGAAAGCUUUGGACCGGGGUUCUUUGAUGGGCUGCUCCAUUGAUAUCACGAGCUCAGCUGAUUCUGAGGCCGUCACGUCCAGGAAGCUGGUGAAAGGCCACGCCUACUCAGUGACAGCUGUAGCUGAGGUGGAGUACAGGGGGGAGAUGGUGAAACUGAUCCGAAUCAGGAAUCCCUGGGGUCAGGUGGAGUGGACUGGAAGCUGGAGUGACAAUUCGUCACAGUGGGACUACAUCAGCGAUGAGGACAGAGAGCGUCUGAGUCACCGCUCAGAAGAUGGAGAGUUUUGGAUGUCAUUCACAGACUUCCUGCAACAGUACUCGAAGGUCGAGAUCUGCAACCUGACUCCAGAUGCACUGAAUGAUGACACCGUUACCAAGUGGGCGUUGGCCAAGUAUGAGGGCAGCUGGAGGCGGGGCUCUACAGCAGGAGGAUGCAGGAAUUACCCCGACACAUUCUGGACAAACCCACAGUUUGUGAUUCGACUGGACGAUGAGGACGACGACCCUGAUGACAACGAGGCUGGCUGCAGCUUCAUAGUGGGUCUGAUCCAGAAGAACCGCAGAUGUAUGAGGAAGAUGGGCGAGGACAUGCACACCAUCGGCUUCGCCAUCUAUGAGGUUCCUGAGGAGUUCCAAGGCAAGCGCAACAUCCACCUUCACAAGGAAUACUUCCUGUAUCAUGCGUCCAAAGCACGCUCGGAAACCUUCAUCAAUCUGCGUGAGGUCUGCAAUCGCUUCUGUAUGCCACCAGGGGAGUACCUGCUCGUGCCCUCCACCUUCCAACCAGACCAGAAUGGAGACUUCUGCGUGAGGGUGUUUUCGGAAAAACAGGCCGAGUUCCAAGAAUUGGAUGACCCUAUUGAGUCAAGAGUGGAAAAGAUUGAAAUUGACGAAGAUGACGUUGAUGAUCGAUUCAAGAGUUUGUUUGGUCAGCUAGCAGGAGGGGACUGCGAGAUUAGCGCCUUUGAGCUGAAAAACAUCCUCAACCGCGUAGUCACAAAACGAUCCGACAUCAAGACCAGCGGCUUCAGCCUCUCGACUUGUCGCAACAUGGUCAACCUUUUGGAUAAAGACGGCACCGGGAAACUCGGUCUGGUGGAGUUCAAAAUUCUGUGGACUAAAAUUGAUAAAUGUCUGAAUAUCUACCGUGAGAAGGAUGUGGAUAAUUCUGGUACAAUGAGCUCCACAGAGAUGAGAGAAGCUGUCGAGAAGGCAGGCUUCAGUCUGAACAACCCUCUUCAUCAGAUCCUGGUGGCUCGUUACAGUGAAGCCGAUCUUACCAUCGACUUUGACAACUUUGUCAGCUGUUUGAUUCGUCUGGAGACCAUGUUUGACACAUUCAAUACAUUGGACAAAGAUGAAUCUGGAACCAUUGAGCUGAACCUCCUGGCGUGGCUGAAUGUGACACUCGUCUGAAGACCUUGGUCCAGGACUUGGAGACACACAUGUAUCUGGAGCUGCCACACUACAGGGGGAGGUGUAUUAGGUUUAUUCUAGUUUGAACAAUUUUUUUUCCCAAUAUUAUAAAUAUAUGAAGUAUCAACAAAUAAAGCAUCAAUGAUGACAA
This is a messenger RNA of Cynoglossus semilaevis (tongue sole), 2386 nucleotides long. Its product is annotated as calpain-2 catalytic subunit-like. Bases 130 to 2235 code for a protein of 701 amino acids. The transcript is spliced from 21 exons. The record is from RefSeq and is a predicted model, not a curated record. Gene Ontology annotation, molecular function: calcium-dependent cysteine-type endopeptidase activity; calcium ion binding. Gene Ontology annotation, cellular component: cytoplasm. Gene Ontology annotation, biological process: proteolysis. Lineage: Eukaryota; Metazoa; Chordata; Actinopteri; Pleuronectiformes; Cynoglossidae.